Molecule: messenger RNA, 1602 nt
Organism: Fonsecaea nubica
Lineage: Eukaryota; Fungi; Ascomycota; Eurotiomycetes; Chaetothyriales; Herpotrichiellaceae
Exons: 4
Coding region: 1-1602 (533 amino acids)
Biological process (GO): sterol metabolic process
Molecular function (GO): heme binding; iron ion binding; monooxygenase activity
Source: RefSeq, a predicted model, not a curated record
AUGGACGUCCUCGCAAAUGCUACGAGCUUUGCUUCUCCUCUCGCCGAUGCAGAUCUGACGCUUCAGGCGGCCCAUGCCUCUGGUGUCUUGGGCAGAGUAUGGGCGCAGCUCAAUCCUUGGACUGUUGUCUUGACAAUUAUCCUAUUAUUGGCUACCUACGAUCAAUGUAGCUACCAAUGGCGCAAACAUGGCAUCGUCGGCCCUGCGUGGAAAAUGCCCUUCAUCGGCCCCUUUCUUGAAUCGAUGCGACCGGACUUUAGGAAGUACAAAGAGAAAUGGGAAAGUGCAGAGCUGAGCUGCGUGUCGGUUUUCCACAAAUUCGUUGUCAUUGCGGGAACCCGUGAUAUGGCACGAAAGGUUUUCAAUUCGCCAGGCUUCGUCAAACCCACCGUCGUCGAUGUCGCGCCCAAACUCCUUCGCCCCACAAACUGGGUCUUUUUGGAUGGAAAGGCCCACGUCGAGUACCGCAAGGGCUUGAACGGACUGUUCACGCGUCAAGCGUUGGAGAUGUAUUUGCCCGGUCAAGAGGAGGUCUACAGCAAGUAUUUCAAGACUUUCCUGGAGAUGUCCAAGGAAAACAACAUGAAAGCCACGCCCUGGAUGCCCGUGUUCCGCGAACUCAUGUGCGCCGUAUCGUGCAGAACCUUUGUUGGACACUACAUGAGCGAGAAAGUGGUCAAGAAGAUUGCCCAUGACUACUAUCUGAUCACCGCUGCGUUGGAACUCGUCAAUUUCCCCAUCAUCAUCCCCUACACCAAGACCUGGUACGGAAAGAAGGCUGCAGACAUGGUCCUGGUCGAAUUUGCAAAGUGUGCAGCCAAAUCCAAAGUGCGAAUGGCUGCCGGCGGUACCAUUACAUGCAUUCUGGACGCAUGGGUCAAGCAGAUACAGGAUUCAGCCAAAUAUCGAGAACGCAUCGAACGAGGCGAGAAGGUGGACGAUUCCGAGAAACCACCCCAGUUACUUCGCGAAUUUACGGACUUUGAAAUAUCACAAACCGUCUUUACCUUCCUCUUUGCGUCGCAAGACGCCACCUCGAGCGCUUGCACUUGGCUGUUCCAGAUUAUGGCUGAUCGACCAGAGAUCCUGGACAAGGUCCGAGAGGAAAACCUCCGUCUUCGUGGUGGCGACCGCAACAAGCCCUUUGACAUGGAUAUGCUGGAGUCGAUGGUCUGGACGAGAGCGGUGGUCAAGGAGACGUUGCGGUAUCGUCCUCCAGUCAUUUUGGUGCCCUAUGUCGCCAAAAAGGAUUUCCCCGUAACUGAAGGCUAUACUCUCAAGAAAGGUUCCAUGAUUAUUCCGUCAAUCUGGCCUGCCACCCACGAUCCUGAAGCAUACCCCAACCCAGACAGCUUCGAACCUGAGAGAUGGAUCACUGGAGAUGCCGACAAGCAGGUCAAGAAUUGGCUGGUCUUUGGCACGGGGCCUCAUUACUGUUUGGGGCAGACUUACGCUCAGCUGAACUUGAUGGCGAUGAUUGGAAAGGCUAGCAUCUUGCUGGACUGGGAGCAUGAGCCCACUCCCAUCAGUGAGGAUAUUGAGGUCUUUGCUACCAUUUUCCCUCAGGAUCAUUGCAAGCUGGUCUUUUCUGAGCGACCAUAA